This is a messenger RNA of Prorocentrum cordatum, 1236 nucleotides long. The record is from the annotation of a GenBank genome assembly. NCBI's taxonomy places the organism in Eukaryota, Dinophyceae, Prorocentrales, Prorocentraceae.
CUGGGGUAUGUGGCCGCGUGGGCGUUGCGUCCCGAUUUCAACAGCGCUGGCUCUGCGCCGACCGCCUCAAACAACGCCAGGGAGGCCCCGCUUCUCUGGGGGGGCCCUGCCCACGGCGCGCGCCCAGAGGCAGCCAACAUGGCGGCCUCGGCGGCGCCCCGCCGCCGCCACCAGGGCGGCGCGCUGCCGGCCGCCACCGCCGCCGCCGGGGCGCCGCCCGGCGGGGGCGGCGGGCCGCCAGGGAACGGCGGAAGCGGCGCCGCGGGGGCGGGCGAGGCCGACUUCGCGUGCCGCUGCGGGGCGAUCGUCGGCCAAGACGACGCGCUGCUCGCGCAACUCUGCCGCCCGCAGGCCCUCGGCCGCCGCGGGGAGCUGUCCGGCCCCGGGGCCCGCGGGCAGGCGAGGCCCUUCCAGGCCGCGGGCGAGGGCGGCCUCGCCUGCGGCGGCCUGCCGCCCCCGGCGCCCUCCGGCAGGGUGUACCCCACCAGGGGCAGGACCAGCGGGCUCCUCCUCUCGCUCCGCGGUGCCGUUGCGCCGCCGGCGCCGCGGCCCAACUGGCAGACGCGCCUGACGGCGGCGCGCCUGCGCGGGGCGCCGGGCGACGCCACCGCCGGGGGGCCUGCCGCGGCCAGCGGCGCCUCGCGGAGGGGCGGCCCGGGGCCCGCGGCGGCAGCUGCGGCCAGCGGAGGCGUCGGCUGCACGCGGCGGGCUCCGGGAAGGGCCUGCGGCUCCGAGGGUCGAAGGGGUGGGCAGGCGGCGGCAGGCCGCAGGAAGCCGGCAGCAGGAGGAGUGAAGAACGGCGGCGGGUCCGCCAGCGGAGGCGGGGCGGGAGGGAGAGGGCACCUCCCCACAGAGACGGCAAGGCCUAUUGCUGCAGGGCUUCCGGAGCCCGCCACGCGAGAGCGGCCCUUCGCAGCGGUGACCUUUGAUGCGGGCUUGCCUCCUCCUCCUACCUCCUUCUCCUCCUCCUCCUCCUCCUCCUCCUCCUCCUCCUCCUCCUCCUCCUUGCUCUGAUGCGGCCCCCGAUCGCCAAAUACGGUGGGAUGGCAGCGGCCUGCGCGCCCGGGCUUGCCCCCGCGCGAGGGGAAGAGGGUGCCACUGGCGCGCCGCCGUGCGGGGGGCCCGUGAGCGCGUUCCGCCUGCGCUGUUGUCCGCAGGCACGGUGCUUCUUCCUCAGUCAGGGUGUGAUGGGCUCCCCACGGCGGCGUCUCGUUGACAUCAGGCAGUUCGAGAGAA